AUAUGCAGCCAUAGGGGGGCACAUGUCAGUGUCUCCUCUGUGCCGGUCCCAAGCCCGAGUAAAAUGCAGAGGGUUACGUCAGAAAAGGCAUCCGGCGUAAAAACUGUGCCAAAUACUACUCAUGCGGAUCAUCUGGACAAAACAAGUGGGUGUUUUGCUGUGCUCGGGGAAAAGCCGAAAGGAGCCACAGCUUAUUCCUGGAGUCAUGAGUCUGUUGGAGGUGAAGUUCAUCGGGGAUAGGGAUGUUCUGGAGCACAUCGUUGACAAGCAAGAGGUGGUGCCAAGCAGUUCUGGCAAAAUUCACAAGAUGGUCACGUUCAAGAGCCCGAAGGGACGACGAGCCAGAGACGAAGAAGUCAAAGAAAGGGAUGAAAAUGCCCUCCUUGAUGAGCAGAACUAUGUUCAAGCUCUUUGCGCAGAAAGUACACAAGAUGAUGAGGGUAUGUCCGGAGUUGCAGGAUCGUCCAUUUUCACUUUUCAGAGAAACAAACGGGGCCACAGCAUGGCCCAGACUGCAAAUGAACUGGCACGAACUCCAGGGAAAAGUGUGAGCUUCAGCACAACUCCCAGCAUUGAGCCCUCUACUCCCACUCGGGCAGGCCACAACCUCAGAAGUAAAAACCAAACGCCGCAACGGCGCAAAAAAAUACAGUUUGUCUCCACAACACCCCACAGGCUGAGGAAGAGAAUGUCAACUCCCAGCCUUCGAUCAGACAGCGACAGUGAGUUUUCACCCUCCGACUCUGAGGAAGAGGAGGAUGACGUCAUGGUAGAUGAAGCGCAGAAAGUAAAGAAAGAUGUUGGGGAGAACCAGACUCCAAGGACACCAAGUAAAGGCUUAUCAGCAGCACUCUACAGGACCCCUGGCAAAAAGAGCAAGAGCACUCCUGAACCUGUCAACCAGCCCACCAUGGUUGAGGACUAUUUUGAGGCCCACGGCACCUCCAAAGUUUUAACGUCGGACCGCACACUCGAUCGUUUACACACACCUAAAUUAGACAGGGAGACACUCAUGCAGCUCUUAGAAUUAAACCCCUCCAGUUACCUUCAAGAGAUCAAGUACCUCCACAACAAACAUACAAAGCACUUUGGGAAAUGGAUGCUGCAAUUACAAUUGGGAUUCAGCGUGCUGCUCUACGGAUUGGGCAGCAAGAAAGAGCUCCUGGAGGAAUUUCGGUCUUUUUACUUGUCUCAAGAAAUGCACCUGGUGAUUAAUGGCUUCUUCCCUUCCAUCACUCUGAAAUCGAUUUUGAACACUUUGACAUGUGAGGUUCUUGAGCACCAGGGUAGUUUUCGAACACCAUCCGAUCAGAUCCAGUACAUCUCCCAAAAACUUCAAGAUAGCCCAGAUCUUCAUAUCUACGUGUUGAUCAAUAAUAUCGAUGGACCAAUGUUGCGAGGAGAAAAGACCCAGAGCGCCUUGGGGCAGCUGGCAUCCCUACCCAACAUUCACUUUGUGGCUACGAUUGACCACAUCAAUGCGCCUCUUGUUUGGGACCAGUUUAAACAGAGUCAGUUUAACUGGCUGUGGUGGGAGUGUGUGACAUUCAAGCACUACACUGAAGAGACGUCAUACGAGAACUCUCUGCUGGUGCAGCAAACGGGGGCUCUGGCUCUGUCUUCCCUUACACAUGUUCUCCGCAGUUUGCCUCCAAACGCACGAGGAAUUUUCAAGGUCCUGGUGAAAUUUCAGCUGGAAAACAAAGAUAAUCCUUCAUACACAGGAUUGUCAUUCCAAGAUUUUUACCAACGUUGUCGUGAGGCAUUUUUGGUGAACUCUGACCUCACUCUGAGGACUCAGCUGACCGAGUUCAGAGACCACAAACUGAUACGGACGCGCAAGGGUGCAGAUGGUGUGGAGUACCUGAUGGUUGCUGUGAAUGCAAACACACUGUUGGACUUCUUGGAGAAUGAGGAGGAUGAGCUGGUCGAUUGAGAAUGAAGAGAGGGGAACCUGUCUUUGGACAAAGGCUUCAUCUUCAACUCUUCGACAUUACUGUAUGCAAGAAAUCAAGAGGGGAUUGUUUUCUGGUUUCAUUUUGUGGAAGACCAUUGGUAGAAAGCUGCUGGUGAACUGCGUUUGGUGGUGCACUGAUCUUCUCACCCUCCAAGUGUGCUAAUGCAAUCUCAUUCUCUGUCACUACUGUACACACAUGUGAAAUUACAUAUGAGAAAACA
Messenger RNA from Syngnathus typhle (broad-nosed pipefish), 2178 nucleotides. It is a transcript of the gene orc2, whose product is annotated as origin recognition complex, subunit 2. Gene Ontology annotation, cellular component: nucleus; nuclear origin of replication recognition complex. The transcript has 18 exons. The record is from RefSeq and is a predicted model, not a curated record. Bases 122 to 1936 code for a protein of 604 amino acids. NCBI's taxonomy places the organism in Eukaryota, Metazoa, Chordata, Actinopteri, Syngnathiformes, Syngnathidae. Gene Ontology annotation, biological process: DNA replication. Gene Ontology annotation, molecular function: DNA replication origin binding.